GAGUUAGUCAUGGUGGAAAAUUCGAGGAGAGCGUACCUAUGCGCAAGAAUAAGCUAAGAAGAAAAAGUUGAAUAUUGAUUAAAAUUUCUGCAAAAAAAAUAUAUAUGUAAUUAUAUAUUGUAAAUGUCUUUAAUUUAAGUGAUAAAAAUCAAAUAUUUGUGUAACGUUUAAUAUUUUAAUACGCGACAAAGUACAACGAGUGAAGCUAAUCGCACACGAAGAAAGCAAGAAGCAAAAGCACCAAUUAAAUAUACAAAAAUAAUUAAUGCAAAAGCAAAAACUUUUCUUGUGUGUGGCACAACUACAAAAUUAAGAUUGUAAGCGGUCGCCGUGUACUUUGCGAAAAUAAUAAUAAAAAAAAAAAUAUAUUGUAAUGAAAACUACGUUAAACAGAACCGAAUCAGAAUCAGUUAAUAGUGUGAUUUUUUGAACCUUUGUCUGUAAGUGAGAGGAGAAAGCUUUAAGCGGAAUCCCUUUAAGCAAACAUCCCGUCGCCAUUUUGAAAGUUUUAUAUACAUACAAACAAAAAUAUAUAUAUACGUACACAAAUACACAUAACCAACAGAGAAAAUCAACAAAAACAUCAGAAACUAUUCACGAUCCCCCUAUAUAAUAACUAUCGCAAAAGCUAAAAUAGUGGAAAACAGUGAAAACAAAUUCCUAAAAAUAAAUUCACAAAAAUUAAUAAUCCGUAUAACAAAGUGGAAAAGAAAAAACCCCCCGCAGCUGCGACGCAAUCAGUAACUGCGACACAUAUACAGUCGUCUUCUUCACUCUCACACCGAUUUACCGAAAUCAGUGAGUGUGCGAGCAAGCUAGACUGAAGCAACAACAACAGCAAUAUUCGUGUGAAAAGGUUUACAACUCAAAGACCCGGGACCCCGGCUUGGAUGACAGCUACGACAAAGGCAAAAAAAGAAGAGAAAAAUAAAAGUAAGAGAGUUUGGAAAAUUAGCGCUAAGAAGGAUAGCCUAACAAAAAAGAGAUAAAUCAACAGACUGAUAAACAAUACAUAAAGUUAAACUAUAUAAAGUAUAUUAACUAAAGUUGUAUAUAUAUAACGAGACACAAACCGAACGCAGCAGCUACAGAAGUAAAAAAGAAGAAAAGGAAACAACGUGAGCAACCGUAAACCCGUUAGCCGCUACUGUAGGAUAGCGCGAGAGAGGAGCAGGAGCUGAACAGGAAGAAAGAGCGGCAGUAGCAUCGUCGAAGCGAGCCAGAGUGACGAAGAAAACAACGGAUACGGAGGAAAGGCAGGAAGCGAAGCAGCAGCAGGUCGCGUUUGUUAUCGAUAAAUAAAAAGAAAACUAUAAAUAAAAAUUGAUUUUAAGUGCGUGUGAUAUUUAACGUUAAGCAUUAAUUUAGCCAAUAACCAAAAACAAAAAGGCAAAAAAGCAGAAAUUUUAACAAGGAAAGAAGAGAGAUUGAUCGAACGAGAAAGGGAAAGAGGAGAGAGCGCACUUGGGGUCAAGCUCAGUUUAGAUUGAAAAAGAAGAGGAAGAAGCAGCAACAGUGUUGGAGAAGCUUUUAACAGUGAAAGCAACGAAAAGCAAGAAAUUACUAUGACAUACUCGCACAAUAGUGUUAGAAACAACAUUAAAAUGACAACAGCAUCAGCAACAAAGUCUAUACGCUUGAAAAAGGGCGCCUCAACCCCAACACCGCCCCCAACAUCCACAACAACAAUAGAUACAGCAAGUCCCACGGUAAAUGCACAUUCCAACAGUAUUGCCAGCAGUACAAACUUCAGCAAUCAGCACUUCCAGCAGCAGCAAGUUUUGAGCACAUCGCCCACCCACUGCGUCCCCAUCACGCCCAACAACCGCAUGCAGCAGCCGCCGCAGCAGCAACGUCUGCAAAGCCAAUCCGCAGGCGCUAAUCAGCGCAGUCGGCAGCAGCGACAAUCGCCCCAGCAGAUGGGCGGUGGCGGCUUCUUCUUUGCGAACAAUAAUCGGCGCAAUGGCGGCGGUCCCCGAUCGCCACAAUCAGCAGCAGCAGGAGCGGCAGGAGCUGGAGCAACCGGCAGCAACAACGGCUAUGUACGCCAAUCUCCGGCUACGAUUUUGGGUGGCGGCUUCUCACCGGCGGUAUUUGGUUCUGCACGCAAGCAACGUCGCAGUCCAACAACAACACCAACGAGCAGCUUUGGCGUGGGCGGGAAAAUAUCGCCACAGCAUCAACUGAUACCCACCGCCUUGACGCAUUUCGCUGGCAGCAAAUGCUUCGAUGCACCAGCACCAACGGCAUUGCCCAAGCCGCCGCAGCACUGGACAUCAUUGUCCAAGUCCGAGGAGAAAUUGGUAGCCAGCAGCGCUGGCACCGCCUUGCAGAGUUUGUUGCGUGGCGGAGACAGAUGCAGUGCGUCCAAAUUGCAGCCAAGCCAUGGUGGCAUCGGUGGAUACGUGGUGAAGUCGUCCAAGCGCAAUCUCCUGGAUGAUUUUGAUACGCACAAUCUGAAACUGUUGCUGAACAUGCAGUCGUAACGCAGGAACCACAUCUAAAACCACAACAAUAAUCUGAACAUGGAGGACCCAACACGAACCCGUCAGACUUGGAAAUGAGAAAGGAAACGAUUAAAAAAAAUGAAAGGAUUAAAAAAUAUAAAAAUUGUAAAAACUACA
This is a messenger RNA of Drosophila navojoa, 2624 nucleotides long. It is a transcript of the gene aqz, whose product is annotated as aaquetzalli. The record is from RefSeq and is a predicted model, not a curated record. NCBI's taxonomy places the organism in Eukaryota, Metazoa, Arthropoda, Insecta, Diptera, Drosophilidae.